Molecule: messenger RNA, 3868 nt
Organism: Hyla sarda
Lineage: Eukaryota; Metazoa; Chordata; Amphibia; Anura; Hylidae
Gene: USP49
Product: ubiquitin specific peptidase 49
Exons: 7
Coding region: 331-2394 (687 amino acids)
Biological process (GO): protein deubiquitination
Cellular component (GO): cytoplasm
Molecular function (GO): zinc ion binding; cysteine-type deubiquitinase activity
Source: RefSeq, a predicted model, not a curated record
GGCUACAGUCCCAGCCAAUCAAAGCGAGCGGAGGAAACAACGCCGGCGGGCGGGAGCCAGUGGGAUAAUGGCAUAUAGAGCCGGGGGGCGUGGCCUGGUGCAGUGGCGGUGGGUGACAGGUCGAGCGUGCCGCGAAUGGCGGAAUAAAGAGCGGGAGCGGUGAAGACAUGAGGCGGAGACACCGUGGAGGAGGAGGAGCGGAUACCGGGAAAGCAGAUUUUCCCCCAGCAUCACCGAAGCACUACAUGUCCUGACAUGGGAGAAAUUCAAGGAUUGCCAGGACUUUCCGGCGAAAUGAACAGAUUGCUCAAUAGGAUCUUCUUGUGAGACAUGGAUCGAUGUAAACACGUUGGACGUCUACGCUUGGCACAAGACCACUCCAUACUAAAUCCACAGAAAUGGCGCUGUGUGGACUGUGAUACAAGUGAAUCUGUAUGGGCAUGUCUUAAGUGUUCACAUGUGGCUUGUGGGCGUUAUAUUGAAGAGCAUGCCUUGCGCCACUUUCAGGAAAGCAGACACCCCUUGGUUAUGGAGGUGCAUGAGCUGUAUGUCUUCUGCUACUUGUGCCAGGACUAUGUGUUAAACGAUAACCCAGAGGGUGACUUAAAGCUACUGAGAAGUGCACUCUCUGCUGUAAGGAGUCAAAAGCAGGAAGCAUCAAGUCGAAGAAGCUUAAGGUCACAAACCACAGCAAGUGAACGGUCUGCGUGCCAUCGAUCAUCACAGGGGCAGCCAAUGGUGCUUACAGCUUUACGUCAUAGACGCCAAACUUUGCUGGCAAAAGCACUACGACUUUGGUUUGAAAAAUCUUCUAGGGGACAGCUAAAAUUGGAAGAAAGAAAACAACAAGCAGAACUUGAGAAAAAAAAAGAAAAGGCUAGGUUAAGGAGACAAGAAGUAAAACGGCGUCUUCUAGAGGAACUUGCAAACACUCCCCCCAGGAAAAGUGCCCGUCUACUGUCAUAUACGCACAGGGAUAGCCUUAUUCCUCGUAAAUUCAGGGACAUGACAACCAGCAGUUCUGCUUCAAGGAAGGAAGCUCAAAGACGCUUUAACCAGCUGUACUCUAUAAAGCCCACUGUGACUCCAGGAGUGACAGGGCUUCGCAACCUUGGAAACACCUGUUAUAUGAACUCUAUACUGCAAGUGCUGAGCCACCUGCAGAAGUUCAGGGAAUGCUUCCUCACCCUGGAUCCCUGUGAGAAAGAAGAACUGUUGACUAAUAAAGGCACCAAUGGCAAGCCCUGUACGGGUAACAUUGGUUCAGGGUACCCAUCUGGGGGCCUUGGGUUAAAUGGUGGGGGAUCCAACAUUAAAAAAAGCCUGGAGCUAAUUCAAGCCAAGGAACCUAGCACCAAACAACUGUCCCUUUGCCAUGAACUGCACACGCUUUUCCGUGUAAUGUGGUCCGGGAAGUGGGCGCUGGUUUCGCCCUUUGCCAUGUUGCAUUCGGUGUGGAGUCUAAUUCCAGCUUUCAGAGGGUAUGAUCAACAAGAUGCCCAGGAAUUCCUGUGUGAGCUGCUGGACAAAGUGCAACAGGAACUGGAGUCUGAAGGCAGCAAGCACAGAAUACUUAUUCCCAUUUCCCAGAGGAAGCUUACCAAACAGGUGCUGAAGGUAGUAAACACAAUAUUUCACGGACAACUGCUCAGUCAGGUUACUUGUUUGACUUGUAGUUAUAAAUCUGACACAGUGGAACCUUUCUGGGACUUGUCUCUAGAAUUCCCAGAGCGUUAUCAUUCUCUGGAAAAAGGGAUUACUCCAGUCACUACUACUGAGUGCAGACUUACGGAAAUGCUGGCCAAGUUUACAGAGACUGAAGCGCUGGAAGGCAAAAUCUACGCUUGUGACCAGUGUAACAGACGGAGACGGAAAUCCUCACCGAAGCCCCUUGUUCUGAGUGAGGCCAAGAAACAGCUAAUGAUAUUCAGACUACCUCAGGUCUUGCGGCUGCACCUUAAGCGGUUCAGGUGGUCUGGCCGUAAUCACCGUGAGAAAAUUGGAGUCCACGUGUUUUUUGACCAAGUGUUGAACAUGGAACCGUACUGUAGAGGUUCAUUGUCUCCCUCUGAUCCAGGGACAUAUCUGUAUGACCUGUCAGCAGUAGUAAUGCAUCAUGGUAAAGGGUUUGGUUCCGGACACUAUACUGCAUAUUGCUACAACACAGAGGGUGAAUUUUGGGUUCAUUGCAAUGAUUCCAAAUUGAACAUGUGCUCCGUUGAGGAAGUGUGCAGGACACAAGCCUACAUCCUUUUCUAUACUCAGCGGAGUAAUCCACAGAACGGUGUGCAAAACAGCAACACACAAAGCGAUCCAGGGAUUCCUGAUAUUCUCUUAUCACCUCAGGCUCCAUCCAGUCCCCAGGAGCAUGGCAGGCGGAUAACUAUACCCUGAUACUACUAGAACCGGUCCAUUUCCGAUCUUUUUAUUUGUUUUUAAAUUUUUGGGCAAUGGGGUGUUUUUAAAUCUGUAGACUGAUUCUUAGCUGUGUUUUUUAUUCAUCUUGUCGGAGUAGCAUCAGAAGACUUGGCAGCUUGACCAAUCUGCCCUCAUUAUAGGAACCCAGCAUACUUAUCUGUGUAAGGGAAGUACUUUCCUCCAAAUCUUCAUUGACCUAGUUUAAUGCUAGAUUUUCAGUAUUAAACAUGGUUCUGCAUUGUUUAAAAAAAAAAAAAAAAAAAUCAGUAAAAGGCACCUCUUACCAGUAUCAGUGCAAAAGAUGUUACACUAGCUUCUAAUGACAUUGUGUCUAGUAGUAAAUCAUAUCCAGUGCUGUCUGCUUUGCAGCAGGAGAUUUAUUUUUCCAAUUCCUAAUUGUUCUGUUCCAUCAGCUUCAAUUUCGCUAAGUGUUUGACUUUCAAAAGGGUCCCCCCCCCCUCCCCCCCCCCCCCCCCCCCAAUCACAACAACAAAAAGGUCCAUGCAGGCAUUUUGAGGCAAUUUUUUUUCUACUCCAGUAUGUCUUUAAGAUAUUUAAAGAAGAAUCUCACACUAAAAAAAAUCUAAACUGAAAAUGUAAUAGUUUGGGGUCUUGCACAUAAAUACAACUAAUGGUGUAACCUUCUAUAUAAAUUGCAGUUCAGUCUUGUAAUCUACAGUGCUGAACUAAUUUUAAGCUUUCAUUUUUCAAAUACUUCCUCCUUUCUGAGGUCCAGCAGCACCAUUACCCAUUCUGCAUACACCAGCAUCAGACUGUAAGGGUAGAUUUACACAUUGCAGAUUUGAUGCAAACCACAACAAGCAAGAAAUCUCUUUAUGUAAUUAGGGUGCUGUAGUCCCUUAAAGGGAUAAUAAAAUAAGAUCUGGCUAUGCAUGAGGAGUUUAUACCAUAAAAAGAUCAGUGUAUUUUGGUGAAGGCUUUGCCUCUUAAGCAGGUCUUUAUAGUUUAAUGUGAGCUGCUGGGUUUAAACAAAAAAAUCUUUAAAAAAAUGCUGUUAAAGGGGUAUUCCAGUGAAACACUUGUUUAUUUAUUUUCAUAUCAACUGGCCCAAGAAACUUAAACAUAUUUGUAAAAUACUUAUGGUAAAAAAAAAUCUUAAUCCUAUCGGUACUUAUCAGCUGCUGAAGUUGUCUUCUGUCUGACCAGUUGUCUCUGCUGACACCUCUGUCUGUCUCAGUAACUGUCCAGAGUAGCAGCAAAUCCCCAUAGCAAACCUAUCCUGCUCGGGACAGUUCCUGAGACAGACAGGUGUCAGCAGAGAGCACUGUUGUCAGACAGAAAAGAACAACUCCACUUCAGCAGCUGAUAAGUACUGGUAGAAUUAAGAUUUUUUUUAAUAGAAGUAAUUUACAAAUCUGUUUAACUUUCUGGAGCCAGAUGAUAUGAGAAAAAAAAAAGUUUCACCGGAAAACCCCUUUUUGGGUACGUU